This is a messenger RNA of Symbiodinium sp. CCMP2456, 3006 nucleotides long. Lineage: Eukaryota; Dinophyceae; Suessiales; Symbiodiniaceae. The record is from the annotation of a GenBank genome assembly.
AUGUUUGAAGUUGAGGGCUCUGCUUUCCAGAAGAUUUGCAGGAUUGCUCCAGAGAAGCUUCGUAGUGAAAGCGGAGUUCAACUCAUCGUGGAGGCUCUUGGGGGCGCAUGGGGCAAAACCGCGAUUGAGAAAAAGUUCCACUACUUUGAGCAAGCGAUCUUUCAAGUGAUGCAGAAAAACGACGAAACCAACGACUCGUACUUAGCACGCCAUGAUGCUUUCUUUGAAGAGCUUCUUUCGCGAAAGGUGACCAUCGAGGAAGUGCGCGAGUAUGUGUUGCUUCGCCACAGCCAGCUCGCCCCGGAGGAUAAGAAGCGUGCGGUCGUCGAGUCUCAGGGCAACCUCAAGUACGCCGAGACAGUCAAAGCGAUCAGAAAUCGAAGCUUGGAACGGAACAAGAUCUAUGACGUGCACUUCACGGAGGAAAGUGGAGCCGAGGAUGUCUACUACAGCGCCGUGCCCGAGGAGGAACCGAGCGACGAGGACCUCCUCUGCUACUUCUUGGACAUCAUCACCGAGUUCGAGGACAGCAUCGUGGAUGCCAUCCAGGACAGUGAGUUGGCCCCGGUGUAUGUGACAUACCAGGAGGCUCGACAGAACGUGGAUAUUGGCCAGCCAGGGGCCAUGGAAAGACGAAAGGAUCCGGAAAGAAAGGCAAAGGGUCAUCAUCGUCUUCGUUUCCGGGGUGGGGUCAUGGUCGCAACCGGUCUCUCGCGGACCGCAUUGCAAACUCGACCUGUCGCGUUCGCUAUCAGAAAGGUGGAGGUGACCCACUUUACCCAAGAGACCUCAGACCUCUAUGCCCCGAACCUCCCAGACAUUCUCCACACCGUGCCAGCGGAGUCCGAGCCCUACUUUGGAGAAGAGGACAGCCAGGAAGACAGACGGAGCAGCAAGCAGCAAAGUGAGGGUGUUUUGGAUACGGGAGCUAGCUGCACGGUAGUUGGUAGCCAACGGGUCAAUGAAAUCCUAGAGGGGCUUGACGCCGAGUGCCGCAACGGUGUCCGAAAGACAUCGUCGAACAUCGUCUUUAAAUUUGGCAACAGCAGCACACUCCAGUCAAAACACGCUUUGCUUCUGCCAACCUCAGAGUCCACCUGGCUGCGAGUUGAGGUGAUCCCCGGUAGCACGCCGUUGCUCAUUUCUAACAAGCUACUUCGUGAGCUUGAUGCGGUGAUUCAUGUUAGAACCCUUCCCUCGCGGAUCAUUGUCACGCCGCUCUCCAAGAAGGAUGCGCUCAAGUUGCAGGGCAAGAUGGUGAAUCCCGACGUGGACGAGCCAUUGGAGGGUUCCGAGAGCGGGGCCAUUGCGCUGGAUCGCCCCAGUCUCGAAAGCUAUCUCGAGGUGGAGUUUGUUCGCUUAAAGGGGAUGGAAACGCUCCGAGCCUGGGGAAACAUGACGUUGACGGCCGGCAAACACAAGUCCAAAACCUUCGCCGAGGCGUUCGAGGCGGACUUGGUCUAUGCCGUGGUGAUGUCCCGCAAACAAUCCCUCACCAGCAGCUGGGCCAUCUCACACAAGAACUUUUGCCUCGCACGCCGGAAGGCUGCAGCACGGGCCGAGCAGAUGGCAGAUCAGCAGCGCCAGAUGCCGGCAGCGAGUCGAGGCCAGGACUCGGUGUUCUUCGAGAGCGAGGGGGCUGCGAAAGCCAACGAGACCAUCAAAGGAAAGCGAGCGGCGCACAUCGAGAAUCCCACGUCAGCGAUGAACACGGAGCUGACCGCGGAGCAGCGACUCGACAUCCUCACCAAGAAGGCGCUACUGCAACGGUGGGAGCUUGCGCAACUGGAGCAGUUGGAGCCGACCGUGCGGGAGGAGGACCAGAAGCUUGAUGUUCUGGAAGUCACUACGGCGGACAGUGGCGUCAGCAAUGCCAUCCGGAAUCGCCAGGGCCGCGCGCUCUCCAUUAAGACUUCGAAUGCUGAUCGCAUUUGGUUCAUGAUUCAUAUGUACGAGCCCAAGCAUGUCUGGAUCAAUUGCGGCAGGCAGGAUCCCACAGAGGUAUUUUGGCCAGAACUACUCUAUGACAUCUACGAACAUCAGAUUGAACAUGGGCGUCAUUUUCAUCUUUGCAGUGGCCAAAGUAUCUUUGCGGAGUCCGCCUCGGAACUGCAGAGCGUGAUGCAUGGCGCCACGCGUGCAGUUCACUGUCCCUCGGAGGUGAUGGGGUUGGGAAAGAUGCCCGGCAACAAUUUUCUGAACAAGAAGAGCUUUAUUUACACCACAUCUCGAGCAAUUCAUGACCGAUCCCAGCCAGCUAGCAAGCAACACGCCAGCACCACGAAGCCCGAUACGUUACUUGUUGCAAACCAUAAGCGUGAAGGGGACCUCAACUCGAGUAAUAAUGCCGCGCUUGAGAAUGCUCAGCAAGUUGCGAAGCGCCGACGGCUUCUUCGGAAGCAACCGGCACCUGAGGCUAGUAAAGUUCGGGAUCAGCAGACUGAUGCUUCAUGGGGAAAUAUCUUCAAGAAGUUAAAUGUUCCGCAUCGGGGCCGAGUGUACUUUAGAGAUGGAGAUGAGGUUGUAAAGCAGGCGCAAACGCUGAUCCCACAAUUUCAAGUCAAGCAUGCGGUGAUGGCUCGUGGCACCAACCGCGUCCAGCCGCCAAAGCCUGGUCUCGAGAUACAGGACAUUCCUCUUCGACAAACGAUAGUGGCAUACGGCUUAGAGUUUCUACAAAUUAGCGCGAAUAGGUUAGAUGAGCAGGAAAAGAGGGAGCUCGGAAGACUUCACCAAAACCUGGGACACCCAGACACAGGCGUCAUGGUCAAGCCUGCAGCGAUUCACUUGGAUGCCGAUUUCGGUGAUGUCAUUGGCAUGGAUGUAGCAUAUAGGAGUGGACAGAGUGGUCGCCAGUAUAUGCUUACACACAUCCUGGAUGAGGCGACAUUGCUUCAUCAAGCCACGGCAUCCAGUAGGACCAUGGAAGAUCAAUAUGAUACUCUCACCGACAGCUGGACCAAGUGGGCUCAAGUGGGUCGGACCACGUCAGCUACUUUACAUUGA